Musca domestica (house fly) is the source of this 4311-nucleotide messenger RNA. RefSeq names its product FACT complex subunit spt16 (gene dre4). The coding region runs from base 439 to 3837 and encodes 1132 amino acids. Gene Ontology annotation, molecular function: nucleosome binding. Gene Ontology annotation, biological process: positive regulation of transcription elongation by RNA polymerase II; transcription elongation by RNA polymerase II. The transcript is spliced from 9 exons. The record is from RefSeq and is a predicted model, not a curated record. NCBI's taxonomy places the organism in Eukaryota, Metazoa, Arthropoda, Insecta, Diptera, Muscidae. Gene Ontology annotation, cellular component: FACT complex.
UAUAUUGAAAGGAAUUACUUUAUUCUAUCGAUUGACAUUUUGCACAAUUAGUACUAUUUUUUGCAACAUUGUGUGCAAAUGUAAGCACGCUUGUCAAUUGCUGUGUGGUUGUCAUUCAUUUUGUUCCGCUCUUUGUGUGUGCAUCGGCGCUCAUCAUUUGUCUGGGAGAAAAGAACGAAAAAUAAAAUAAAUUCAGUGAAUAUAAUAUUUUUAAAAAUUGUGUUGGCUUUAAAGCCUUUUUUCACUUUUGUUUAAACCGCAAGAAGGCUGGUAAUUUCUUGCAAUUCCGUUUAACUGGCCUCGAUCAUUUUGACCAGCUAAACAAUCUCUCUAUUCGGAUUACUUCGUCGUAAAAAAGUACGUUAAUAAAGAGAAGUGCUGCAGCUUGGUUCUUUUGAGCGUGGUGUGGUGGCUGACAGCUGAAAUUCAAGCAUCAACAUGUCAAACAUUGUUCUGGAUAAAGAUACUUUUUUGAGACGAAUAAAGCGUCUCUACGACGAGUGGAAGCAACCUACCAUAACUCAUGAUGAUGCCCUUAAAAGGGUCGACUGUAUUAUGUCAGUUGUGGGCGUGGACGAGGACAUUGUAUAUUCCAAGUCUACAGCUUUACAAACAUGGCUAUUAGGCUACGAACUAACCGACACGAUAUCGGUAUUUGCGGCGGAUGGUGUGUAUUUUCUAACAAGUAAAAAGAAAAUUGAAUUUUUGAAGCAAAUUGAAAAUUGUAAAGUUGAUGGAGUGCCAGAAAUAAAACUUUUAGUGAGAGACAGGAAUGAUAAAGACAAAGCCAAUUUUGAAAAGCUCAAAGAUAUCAUGAAAUCCUCCAAAGAGGGAAAGAAGCUGGGAGUUUUUAUCAAAGAUGGAUAUCCUGGUGAAUUUUGUGAGUCAUGGAAGGCCACACUCAAAUCCGCCGGCUUUGAAAAUGUAGAUAUAAGUGGGGCCAUAGCUUAUAUUAUGUGCCCCAAAGAUGAACCAGAAAUAAAUAAUAUACGUAAAGCUUCGUUGGUAUCUGUGGAUCUUUUCAGUAAAUAUCUGAAGGAUCAAAUAAUGGACAUUAUCGAUUCGGAUAAGAAAGUAAAACACUCCAAAUUGUCGGAGGGCGUUGAAUCGGCUUUGACCGAUAAAAAAUAUGUUACCGGUGUCGAUAGUUCAUUGCUGGAAAUGUGUUAUCCGCCCAUUAUACAAUCCGGUGGUCAUUACAGUUUAAAAUUCUCCGCUUUAAGCGAUAAAAAUCAUCUGCAUUUCGGCUCAAUUGUAUGCUCAUUGGGUGCGCGUUAUAAAUCUUAUUGUUCGAAUAUUUCAAGAACUUUUCUGGUAAAUCCUACGGAGGAAAUGCAAGACAACUACAAUUUUCUUGUCAAUGUUCAGGAGGAGAUACUCAAAUUACUAAAACCUGGAGCUAAACUAAAUGAAAUAUAUGACCACGUUUUGGAAUAUGUUAAGAAGGAGAAACCAAAACUAUUGGAGAGUUUCACUAAAACAUUUGGUUUUGCCAUGGGCAUUGAAUUUCGUGAAAAUUCUAUUAUAAUUGGGCCCAAAUGUACAGCUGAGGUGAAAAAGAAUAUGGUCUUUAAUGUUAAUGUUGGUAUAUCUGGCCUCACAAAUCCAGAUUCUCAAGAGAAGGAGGGUAAAACCUAUGCCUUGUUUAUAGGUGACACCGUUUUGGUGGGCGAUCAAUCACCGGCCAGCAUAAUGACGCCGUCAAAGAAAAAGAUCAAAAACAUUGGUAUUUUUAUCAAGGAUGACAGCGAGGAAGAGGAUGCUGAUGAAAAGGAAGAAAUCAAGGAAGACAAGAGCCAGACAAUGUUGGGAAGAAGCAAACGUAAUACAGUUCUCGACUCAAAGUUACGUACAGAAACAAAUACGGAAGAAAAACGCAAGCAACAUCAAAAAGAAUUGGCACAAAUACUGAACGAAAAGGCUAAGGAACGUUUGUCUAAACAAAAUGAUUCCAAAGAGGUUGAGAAAGUACGCAAGAACACUGCCUCCUAUAAAUCAAUGAGUCAAAUGCCACGUGAACCGGAAGUACGGGAGUUAAAACUCUAUGUGGAUAAGAAAUAUGAAACUGUUAUUAUGCCCGUCUUUGGUAUACCUGUACCAUUUCACAUUUCCACCAUUAAAAAUAUUUCACAAUCCGUGGAGGGUGAAUACACGUAUUUACGUAUAAACUUUUUCCACCCCGGCGCAACAAUGGGUCGUAAUGAAGGUGGACAGUUUCCUAAUCCUGAGGCAACAUUUGUCAAGGAACUUACAUAUCGAAGUUCUAACAUCAAGGAACACGGAGAAGUAGUUGCGCCCUCUUCCAAUUUAAAUAAUGCCUUCCGUCUUAUAAAGGAAGUACAGAAACGCUUCAAAACUCGUGAAGCCGAAGAACGUGAAAAGGAAGAUCUUGUUAAGCAAGAUACAUUGAUAUUAUCCCAAAAUAAGGGUAAUCCAAAAUUGAAAGAUUUGUACAUACGUCCAAAUAUUGUAACCAAACGUAUGACGGGUAGUUUGGAAGCUCAUACCAAUGGUUUCCGUUAUAUCUCAGUUCGAGGAGAUAAGGUGGACAUUCUUUACAACAAUAUCAAAAGCGCGUUCUUUCAACCGUGUGAUGGUGAAAUGAUUAUUCUUCUACAUUUCCAUCUCAAGCAUGCCAUUAUGUUCGGCAAAAAGAAACAUGUUGAUGUUCAAUUCUAUACUGAAGUUGGUGAAAUUACUACCGAUUUGGGUAAACAUCAACAUAUGCACGAUCGUGAUGAUUUGGCUGCUGAGCAGGCUGAACGUGAAUUAAGACACAAAUUGAAGACAGCAUUUAAAAGUUUCUGCGAAAAGGUAGAAUCAAUGACCAAACAUCAAGUGGAGUUCGAUACACCAUUCCGUGAAUUGGGUUUCCCCGGUUGUCCCUAUCGCAGUACAGUUACUCUUCAACCCACCUCAGGCAGUUUGGUUAAUCUUACCGAAUGGCCACCAUUUGUUAUCACCUUGGAUGACGUUGAGUGUGUACAUUUUGAACGUGUACAAUUCCAUUUAAGAAAUUUCGAUAUGGUUUUCAUUUUCAAAGACUACCACAAAAAGGUGGCCAUGGUAAAUGCAGUACCCAUGAACCUAUUGGAUCACGUAAAGGAAUGGUUGAAUUCCUGUGAUAUUCGCUAUACCGAAGGCAUUCAAUCCCUUAACUGGGCCAAGAUCAUGAAGACCAUUACUGAUGACCCAGAUGGUUUCUUCGAACAAGGCGGUUGGUCCUUCUUAGACCCUGAAUCGGGAAGUGAAGAUGAAAAUGAAGAAGCCGAAUCUGAGGAAGAUGAAGCUUAUGAGCCUACUGAUUUAGAGUCAGAUGCUGAAUCUGAAGAUGAUUCAGAAUACUCAGAAGCAUCAGAAGAUGACAGUGAUGAGGACAGUGAGGAACUUGGUUCGGAUGAAGAAUCAGGUAAAGAUUGGUCCGAUUUAGAGCGAGAGGCUGCCGAGGAGGAUCGUAAUCGUGACUACGAACAUUCUGACGGUGACAGAAAACAGAAUGGCAAACAUCAUUCUAAACACUCAAAGAGUUCAAAACACAGUCGGCGAGAUCGAGCUGUACAAGAGCAAACCCAUAAGAAACAUCGUAAAUCUCAUUCAUCCUCUUCGGCGAAUGCCACAUCGAAAUCUACAAAACACACAAAUAGCCCCGUCAAAUCAUCUCACAAGGAUAAACACCACGAUCGCAGUCGUGACAAACAUCAUUCCUCGUCCUCGUCGCACAAAGAUAAAGAUCGCGACAAGAAUCGUCACCAUCACAGUAGCAGUAGUAGUCAUAAACGUUCUCGAGAUGAUAGUCGAGACGGUGGCCACCAUAAAUCUAAGAAGUCGCGUCAUUAAAUCAAACAUCGUCGCUCAUUUCUAAUUUAAUAAAUAAAACCUUUUUUAAGUUUUCUCUAUUUUAUGCCACACUAUUUUCAUUACCUUCUUCUAUACCUCCGUGUUCUUUUUUUCAUUUACAACCGUUAACUAUAGUGUUUCUAUUAUAACUAUUUAAGUUUGUGCCCCUUGUUUGUUUCCUAUUUUCUCCAUAUAGAGUUCAAAACAAUUGAAAUGAAAAAUUUGUUUUGUUAAAGGAAAAAUCUUUUCUGUUUAUAAAAUCGUAUUCAUAAAAAUUUGGUUGUUCGUUAUACUUGAAUGUUUUGUCUCAAGACAAAAACUCAUUUUUUCUCCCCAUGUUAAAUAUAUUCGAUUUAAAACAAUUUUUUUUUUAUUAUUCCACUGUUGUCUCACAAACGAAAAAUUUAAUUUUUUCUAAGCAAGAUUAUAAGUUUAUAUACAAGAAUAGUAACAAUAAAAAAAAAAUCAGAAUGA